CCGCCCCUCGCCGUUCGUCCCCGCCGCGGCCGCGCCGCCUGCAGCAGCUGCAGCGGCAGCAGUAGCUGCUCCUACCCGGCGGCCACCCCUCGCGGGUCCCUCCCUGGCUGCAGGAGAGGCGGAGGUAGAGGGAGGACACAGCGCCGCGCCGCCCGCACCGGAGACCUUCGCCUCGCCCUGCCGGCUCCUCACCCUCUGGGAGGACCAUGGCAGAUAAUCUCAGUGAUACCUUGAAGAAGCUGAAGAUAACAGCUGUUGACAGAACUGAUGAUAGUUUAGAAGGAUGCUUGGAUUGUCUACUUCAAGCCCUGGCUCAAAAUAAUAUGGAAACAAGUGAAAAAAUCCAAGGAAGUGGAAUACUUCAACUGUUUGCAAGUCUGUUGGUUCCACAGUCUUCCUGCACAGCCAAAGUAGCUAACAUCAUAGCAGAAAUAGCCAAAAAUGAAUUUAUGCGAAUUCCAUGUGUGGAUGCAGGAUUGAUUUCACCACUGGUGCAGCUGCUAAAUAGCAAAGACCAGGAAGUGCUGCUUCAAACUGGCAGGGCUCUAGGAAACAUAUGUUACGAUAGCCAUGAGGGCAGAAGUGCAGUUGACCAAGCAGGUGGUGCACAGAUUGUAAUUGACCAUUUAAGGUCACUGUGCAGUAAAACAGAUCCCGCCAAUGAGAAGCUCUUGACUGUCUUUUGUGGCAUGCUGAUGAACUAUAGCAAUGAGAAUGAUUCCCUUCAAGCUCAGCUUAUCAACAUGGGUGUUAUUCCUACCUUAGUUAAAUUACUGGGCAUCCACUGCCAAAAUGCAGCUCUUACAGAAAUGUGUCUUGUUGCAUUUGGCAAUUUAGCAGAACUUGAGUCAAGUAAAGAACAGUUUGCCAGUACAAACAUUGCUGAAGAGCUGGUAAAACUCUUCAAGAAACAAAUAGACCAUGAUAAGAGGGAAAUGGUGUUUGAGGUUCUUGCUCCAUUGGCAGAAAACGAUGCUAUUAAGCUACAGCUGGUUGAAGCAGGCCUGGUAGAAUGUCUACUAGAGAUUGUUCAGCAGAAAGUGGAUAGUGACAAAGAAGAGGAUAUUGCUGAGCUCAAAACCGCUUCAGAUCUAAUGGUUUUAUUACUUCUUGGAGAUGAAUCCAUGCAGAAAUUAUUUGAAGGAGGAAAAGGUAAUGUGUUUCAAAGGGUACUGUCUUGGAUUCCAUCAAAUAACCACCAGCUACAGCUUGCUGGAGCAUUGGCAAUUGCAAAUUUUGCCAGAAAUGAUGGAAAUUGUAUCCAUAUGGUAGACAAUGGAAUUGUAGAAAAACUUAUGGAUUUACUGGACAGACAUGUAGAAGAUGGAAACGUAACUGUGCAGCACGCAGCACUAAGUGCCCUCAGAAACCUAGCCAUUCCAGUUGUAAAUAAAGCAAAGAUGUUAUCAGCUGGCGUCACAGAGGCAGUUUUGAAAUUUCUUAAAUCUGAAAUGCCCCCGGUUCAGUUCAAACUCCUGGGAACAUUAAGAAUGUUAAUAGAUGCACAAGAAGCUGCUGAACAACUGGGAAAGAAUGUUAAAUUAGUGGAGCGUUUGGUGGAAUGGUGUGAAGCCAAAGAUCACGCUGGUGUGAUGGGGGAGUCAAACAGACUGCUCUCUGCCCUCAUACGACACAGUAAAUCAAAAGAUGUAAUUAAAACCAUUGUACAAAGUGGUGGCAUCAAACAUCUAGUUACCAUGGCAACUAGUGAACAUGUAAUAAUGCAGAAUGAAGCCCUUGUUGCUUUGGCACUAAUAGCAGCUUUAGAAUUGGGCACUGCUGAGAAAGAUCUAGAAAGUGCUAAACUUGUACAGAUUUUACACACACUGCUAGCAGAUGAGAGAAGUGCUCCUGAAAUCAAAUAUAAUUCCAUGGUCCUGAUCUGUGCUCUCAUGGGAUCUGAAUCUCUACACAAGGAAGUACAGGAUUUGGCCUUUCUAGAUGUUGUAUCCAAACUUCGCAGUCAUGAGAACAAAAGUGUUGCUCAACAGGCCUCUCUCACAGAGCAGAGACUUGCUGUGGAAAGCUGAGAACUACCCCUCCCUGAUACACCUCUCAUUUCCCCUUUGUCCUCCAUCCAGCUGCCUCUUCUGCUUCAUUCUCUUCCAUAUCACUUGUGCAUGCGUGUAAUGUUCCAAUGCCAAUUGAAGAACUGCUGUAGGUACCUGCCCAAUAAUAUUUCUAAACCCAUAGUUAGUGUGAACAUGAAUUUGUCAAAAACAAGUCUCCACCCCAUAACUGUUUCCUUGUAUUCCUGUUGCUUGAGCUACAUUAAGUAGAAUGUGCAUGUUGUAGUCGUAUGAUGAUGACGUAAACCUGGUACUACACAAUGACUUGCUCCUCAUCCUUGGUAGACUACAUAAUAAUGUACUGGUAAAUUAGAAACAAAUGAGAAUGCAGCAGGAUCUGACUAGCUUAUGAAAGAUGGAAUUGAAUAGUAAAAAUAAUAGCUCCAUUUAUUGGUGCUUGGAAAGCACAGUGACCAAAAAACCUGUAUGGCUGCUUAUUCAUUAGUCUUACCUACUAAUGUCAAACCCAUGGUACCUAGAGUUAAAUAAAGUCCAAUGCUCUCGCUCUUUACCCUCUGGUUUCUUCUUCUUCCUUUGUAGACUCUUGAGACUGCCAAAAACUUGGCAAGACUUCCUAAGGUUUUUUAAUGUCAUAUUUAAUUGGCCGUCAUCAGUAGCCUGAUGUUGAAAACGUUUGUAGUUUUCAGCAUGAAACUAAGGGGUUGAAGAAUAUUACACUAGUACAUCUUGGUUUUUGCCUGUAUUUUAGAUUCUGAUAUAUGUACAGUUUCACCUCAGAAU
Molecule: messenger RNA, 2810 nt
Organism: Eubalaena glacialis (North Atlantic right whale)
Lineage: Eukaryota; Metazoa; Chordata; Mammalia; Artiodactyla; Balaenidae
Gene: RAP1GDS1
Product: Rap1 GTPase-GDP dissociation stimulator 1
Exons: 15
Coding region: 207-2030 (607 amino acids)
Biological process (GO): positive regulation of GTPase activity
Cellular component (GO): cytosol
Molecular function (GO): protein binding; guanyl-nucleotide exchange factor activity
Source: RefSeq, a predicted model, not a curated record